AUGGUCUCACACAUAUAUAGGCACAGAUGUGUUUUAUAAUUCCUGUUUGGGCUUAAGAAACGUGCUAGAGGUUGGCUGGAGAUACUGAUUGGUUGGAUCAUCGCUUUAAGAUAGAAUCAUCGAAGAAUCUAGAAAGAGUCAUGUGGUUGAUCCUGGCCUUGCUGCUAGUCCUCAUCCAAGGUGCUCUGUUUGAGGACAGACUCAACAUGUGCAUGGAUGCAAAACACCACAAAGUAGAGCCUGGCCCUGAGGGAAAGCUGUAUAGUCAGUGUGAACCCUGGAGUGAUAAUGCAUGUUGUACUGCCAACACAACAGAAGAGGCCCACCAGGAUAACUCCUACCUGUACAACUUCAACUGGGAUCACUGUGGCCCCAUGAGCACCAAGUGCAAGAAACAUUUUGUGCAGGACACUUGCUUUUAUGAAUGCUCACCACACUUGGGACCUUGGAUACAAGAAGUGGACCAGAGCUGGCGAAAGGAGCGCAUAUUGGAUGUGCCUCUCUGUAAGGAGGACUGUGAACAGUGGUGGGAAGAUUGCAAAGAUGAUUUCACCUGCAAGACUGAUUGGCACACAGGAUGGAACUGGGGCUCAGGUAUUAACAAGUGCCCCGACGGCAGCAAAUGCAGGAAGUGGACUGAAGUUUUCCCAACACCCAAAUCUAUGUGUGAACAAAUCUGGUCUAACUCUUACCUUUACACAACAUAUACCAAAAACUCUGGCCGUUGCAUGCAGCUCUGGUUCACCAAACCAAACCCCAACAAGAAGGUAGCCGAAUACUACCUCAACAGCGCACAGCAGAGUCAAAGCUUUGCUCUGACAACAUUUCUCCUGCUGGCUGUCAUGACUCUCUUUGUAAUCUACUAAAAUUAUAUAAUUGAUUUAUCCUGUAUCACCUUGGAGAAAACCAUUAAAGUGGUUUUAAAUGCUCUUUUUUCUCUUUUAAGUAACUGGCACUCUAAAUUUACAGGUUUGCGCCCUUGUAAGCAAAUCCACUUUACUCACCACUUUAUCUAUUUAACAUUUAGUUUUUUUUUUAAUUAUACAAAAAUGUAAAGAAUAAUUUUUUCUUGUCAACAAGAGACUCGAGAGUAAAGUGUCUGUCCUAUUCUUGUCAAUUUAAAAGCCCUUGUUUAGAAAGUCUUAAGAAUAACUGCUAAUCUUUUCAUUUGUUGGCUGAAAUUCCAAAAAUAAAAGUACCCCUUUUUGAAAA
Molecule: messenger RNA, 1212 nt
Organism: Melanotaenia boesemani (Boeseman's rainbowfish)
Lineage: Eukaryota; Metazoa; Chordata; Actinopteri; Atheriniformes; Melanotaeniidae
Gene: folr
Product: folate receptor
Exons: 5
Coding region: 141-866 (241 amino acids)
Cellular component (GO): external side of plasma membrane
Molecular function (GO): signaling receptor activity
Source: RefSeq, a predicted model, not a curated record